Molecule: messenger RNA, 2070 nt
Organism: Phytomonas sp. Hart1
Lineage: Eukaryota; Euglenozoa; Kinetoplastea; Trypanosomatida; Trypanosomatidae
Source: the annotation of a GenBank genome assembly
AUGCGCUAUUUUGAAGUUGACUUUGUGUUAGUACGAGGCCCUCCCGAAAUAAACGGACGCUUUCGCUUAAGGGUACCGGGAGACAGCACACCCGUUAUUAUUGGUCGAGGCUUGCACUGCGCGGCGGUUUUGGAUCCUUGGUUGGUGUUUGCUUCCCAGGUCCAGUGUAGUUUAUUCUGCAUCAGUCCUCCUGUACCGACUGAGGCGUAUAAGGAUGACGACAAGGAGAAAACAUUGAGUAUGCCAUCCACAGUUUCACUUCCAGAUUCUAGGCAAACAUUGCCGUUGCCGAGUCUCUACAUCUUAGAUAUGUGUAGUAGUAAUGGGACUUUUGUCAACAACACUCGUAUAGGAAAUAUUGAGCCUGUCCUCCUCAAGGACGGCGAUUCAUGUAUUUUCGGUGGUAUGCGAGAUGUUCUCGUUGGUGAAGUACUACCCCCUAAUGCCUUUGAUGGGCCAGAGCUAUGCACUUGGAGGGUGAAUAUCCUUAACGGGAAGGACGGGGUCACCGAGCGCGUUUACCAGCCUACUCCGACCCUGUAUCCCACUCCUGAGCGCCUUGAGUGUGAGGAACGAGAAGUUGUAGAAACAGUCUUACGUACGUUGCAGGGGAAGCCUGCAAUCAUGACUGCAAGCGACAUGUUGACCCCUGGGCAGGUCUUAACAUGUCCCUCAGGUAGUGUCGCAAUUACACCGCUUGCCACGGUGUCACAGAGACUAUUUAACAACCCUAACCCUCAGCAGCAGGUAUGGAGUGGGCAAACUGAUCCCUCUGAUUGGGAUGAUAAUCAGAUGAAGGAGAGUAAGUUUCACCCAUGCAAAAUUUUUGUGGGUGCUGCAGUAGAUUUCGAUGAAAACAUAGAGAGGCUUCUCAUUAACCAUGAGGAGAAGGACAUGACAGUUUUUGGAAAAGAGGGCGAGGCGGCAUUACCGGCGCCGUCAUUUUUAUCAAAACGUGUGGAGCAGGUGAUGGAGGACAUCCACAAUGAACACAAUGAAGGAAGUUCGCCACGCUCUGAAACAGUGGCUUCUCGGCUUACAACUGAGUACAAUGCCGGUAGAGAUGGCAGCAUGUCACUUAUUGAGUCUCACGCUAGCAGCUGCAGCACAGGUCUUCUUACUAAAGCGAUAAACACUAGAUUUUCACCCGCUUCAAUGAUUUCCCAAGUAGUGCAUCGGCCAGCUACUGCAUAUCUACGUGCCGUUCGCUUAGGUCGUCAUAUUUUCCGUGUGCAAGAGGAAAAAUUUUUAGACGCUACCGCUGCCGAAACGAUCGACAAUAUAUCAGCUCUAGAUUCCAAUAAAAAAUCUGAAAAUAACAAUUGCUCAAGUAGUGCGAAGGAGUUAGAAGCACGCAACACUAAGACAGCAACAAGAUGGUGUAAACAAUCAUCUUCCCGAGUCAGCAAUCUUACACCUGAUAAAACAACUAAAAAGAAAAGACUUGAUCACAAUGACCUUAGUGAGGUUGCGACACCGAGACCUCCGCAACUUUCUUCGGUUUCCCCAUCGCCUUUUAUGCUGCAAUUCACAGAAACUCAUUGGAAAUGGUGUAUGGACAAUCCAAACAACUUUUAUGAGCCUAGUAUGAAUAACAAAAUCCGUGCCAAUGAUUCUCCUAGCGUAUUUCAAUGUAUUCUUCCGGUGAAUUCGGUAGGUGCUAUUUAUGCCUGUAGCGAGCGUAUGGGAAUUGCUGUUCAGUUAAAGGAGGGCUGUCAGGUUCCAUUAAUUCGGUCGGAAGUGCUUAGCGGAGGCCCAGAGUACCGUUACAUUGUGUGGACGUUACAUCGCCUUGUAAUGACUAGCAGCAGUCAAGAAGUUAAUGAUACUAUCAAAUCCAAAGGCAUCAAAGCCCAUAAAUUAAAGCGACACAAAAAGGGGAAAGACCGGCGAACACAAAAAGAAGUGCUUUCGUCCUCACUUAAUUUGGAAAAAGAGGAGAUCAAGGAUGUUGAUUUUGAAACAUGGUUAGAACAAUUGGAAGCCUUUUAUAAUCCUUAUAAAGUUCCACCGCUUCAUAUGCUGGAUGCGUUAACGUUUGAUAAAUUUUUAUCCACACCUAUACAUUAA